This is a messenger RNA of Porites evermanni, 1555 nucleotides long. Lineage: Eukaryota; Metazoa; Cnidaria; Anthozoa; Scleractinia; Poritidae. The record is from the annotation of a GenBank genome assembly.
UUCCGUUACCAGGCUCAACGCGGAAAAUUAACGGCCGAAAAGCGCAAAGGUAAGUCACCAAUAAAACCAUGAACAUACAAAUCAAUACAUUUUUCUUUCUGUGUAAACCGUGAUGAUCAACCAGGACCGAGCUCUUGACAGGAAAUCUUCCUAGACUCGGGCUUUGUAAAAUGCAGGUCUAUUAGUCAGCGGUUUUUACUGGAGUGGUUGCCACUGUAUGUAUGUCCGAGGAGCGAUCUCUUGCUAGAAGCCCUUCCGUCAUGUUCUUUCUUUCAACAAGAAAGUUUUCUCCACUUUGUCUCUCUUUACCCUGAGUAUAAAUGGGUGGUUGUGUAUAUUGACAUAGUGUUGAAAAUAACGGACAAUAAAGUUACUAGCCACAAUAACCUCGGCUCAGAAGACUGGAUUUAUACCUGAAGAAAUUUAUUGACCUCUAUCUGACCCAGAAAUGAACUUCACCUGCGAGAGGAGCCAGCUCUUCAUUUGGUGGGAAUCGUGAGAAGAUGCGCUCGCUCUCGCGUUCUCCUCGCGGCUUGCUUCUCAUCGCUCUCGCCAUAAUUGGAGAGCUUGUUCGCAAGCUAGACCUAAAAACUCUUUAAACUUUCUUUGCUCUUCUAAUUCUAGAAAUAGCAGAAGCUUUUAAAUUGUUCGACAAAAACGGCGAUGGUCAAAUUUCGGUAGAGGAACUCGGUGAAGCAAUGAAACAAGCCGGGCAAGAAGUUUGCGAAGAAGACCUACAAGAAAUGAUAAAAGCUGUGGAUCGUAAUGGUAAGGUAUCCUCCUAAACAGGCGUUCUCUUCUACUUGCCUUAUAUGGCCUGCUCAGUUUUUCUCUGCACAACGUGAAACCUGUAUUAAGCCGACACUGUGUAAGCAGACACCCUGCAUUAAGCGGACAGUGGUCAAAGUCCCCAAAUUUAUUUCCCUUAGGUACUGCCGAAAUAAAGCCUUUCGCCCCAUAAGCUGAAUCCAAGGCAGUCUUGGAUUCUGGAUUCUACGUACGCCACGGAUUCCGGAUCUCAAGUAAAGGAUUAUCAGAGGUUGGAUUUUGGAUUCCAGUCGUUAGUGGGAUCCAGAUACCUUGAAUUGUCUCAUUCAGAAGUCCGGAUUCCAAAGCCCAGUAUUCCGGAUUCCACGAGAAAAAUUUCCCUGAUUCCAGACUCUAGAUUCCCUUACUUGGGGCGAAACCUUUAUUAAGCGGACGCUUUAAACGGACCCCAGGGGUUAUGGGCUCCUGUGGACCCUUAAUUGUCAUUAGAUUCGACCAUCAUACAUGCCAGGCACUCGAAAUUAAAAGAUUUCCACCCAGAAAUUUUCCGAUUUUACGAUGCAAAACUUACUUGACAAAAGACUUAUGUAUUUGCGUUAACAUAAACAUUGUCUGGUUCUAAAAGACAAAAGAAACCAACGGGGAUGGUUACAUCACUGGAGAUGAAUUGAAGACCGUAAUGAAGACCUUUGGAGGCAAGACCUACACCACAAAAGAAAUUGAUGAUAUGAUAAAAGAAGCAGACAUGGAUGACGAUGGGAAAGUCAGUUAUGAAGGUGUGUUCUAG